This is a messenger RNA of Ornithodoros turicata, 1246 nucleotides long. Its product is annotated as legumain-like. Gene Ontology annotation, molecular function: cysteine-type endopeptidase activity. The record is from RefSeq and is a predicted model, not a curated record. Gene Ontology annotation, biological process: vacuolar protein processing. Lineage: Eukaryota; Metazoa; Arthropoda; Arachnida; Ixodida; Argasidae.
AUGGCUACGAUGCAACCUGUGGUUACUCUAGAAGGAUCUCUCCGAGAUGCUGCACCACAGGAAGACAAGAUAUGGGCGCUUCUCGUAGCUGGCUCUAACACGUACUACAACUAUAGGCAAGCGGAUGUCUGUCACGCGUACCACGUUCUCCACAACCACGGCAUCCCUGACGAGCAAAUUGUCGUCAUGAUGUACGACGACAUCGCCUACAGUCAGAGCAAUCCUACUCCUGGUGUAAUCAUCAAUGCCCCCAACGGGUCGGACGUCUACGCUGGAGUUCCAAAAGACUACACGGGAGAUGACGUCACGCCGCAGGAUGUCUUACACGUCCUACAGAAAAGGGCCGAUCUCAAAAAAAUCCACACCAACGGAAGCCACAAAGUGAUCAACAGCGGCAACGACGACAAUAUCUUCGUUUAUUUCGCCGACCACGGGGCUUCUGGCCUCGUUUCAUUCCCAAACGACGUGUUGCACGCGAAGGACCUGAAUGACGCCAUUCUUGACCUUUAUCGCCAGAAGCGGUACUCGAAGUUGGUCCUGUACGUGGAAGCUUGCGAGUCUGGGUCUAUGUUUGAAGGCCUCCUUUCGCCUCAUAUCAACGUGUAUGCAACAACUGGAGCUAAUCCGCAUGAACCAUCAUUCACCUGCUACUUAGACGACUACCGACACGGUGAUUUCUACAGUGCGAACUGGAUGGAGGACUCGGACAAGGAAGACCUACACAAAGAGAGCCUGGAGAAGCAGUUUCGUAUCGUGAAAUGUGAAAUCAACACGAGUCACGUGAGCGAGUACGGAGAUUUGCAGUUGGCCAAGUCGAAAGUGAGCGAAUUUCAGGGAGAGAAAUCGGCUGAACCUAUUGUUGUCCCGAAAUUUCCAUUCGAUGUAAUUGACAGUCAAGAAGUUGCCCUGAUCACUUAGAGAAAGAAGCUCGCAGCUGCAGCCCCGGAAGAGCGAGAAAGUAUCGCGAAGCAGAUUGAAGACAUCCUGUCUAAGAGAUUAUUUGUCCAUAUGACGGUAGAAGAACUUGCGAAGGAAGCAACCUUCGGAAAAAAACAUCAGGCUGCGCCAUGUGCUCCAGAGCCGUUUUCCGCUACGCGGUGAAGCCGACCACCUGUGUUACAAGGCGUCCGUGCGUCACUUCAGGGAACAUUGCUUCGAUCUCUCCUAUAACCCCGUCAAGAAAAAUAAUAUCGAAAGAAUGAAGCACGAAGUCAGAAUAACUAUUUAAUACGUGAGCUUUCGAGCA